Molecule: messenger RNA, 852 nt
Organism: Syzygium oleosum
Lineage: Eukaryota; Viridiplantae; Streptophyta; Magnoliopsida; Myrtales; Myrtaceae
Product: protein P21-like
Exons: 2
Coding region: 50-760 (236 amino acids)
Biological process (GO): defense response
Cellular component (GO): extracellular region
Source: RefSeq, a predicted model, not a curated record
AUGAGUUGAAGCACCAAACUUGAAUUCUGACAUUAGUAGGCCUUGCUACAUGUUCAUUUCCCCAGCAUUACAAAAUAUGAGGUUCCUCACGAAUCUGUCCGUCCCCUCUUUCUUCUUCUUCCUGCUAAUUGGCUGCUCGACUCUCGCUCAGGCAGCUAGGUUUGACAUCACCAACAACUGCCCCUACACCGUGUGGGCCGCCGCCGUUCCGGGUGGCGGGAGGCAGCUCGACCGUGGGCAGACGUGGCCCCUCGAUGUCGCCGCCGGCACGACGGAAGCGAGGAUCUGGGCCCGCACCAACUGCCGCUUCGACGGGUCCGGGAGGGGCAGCUGCGAGACCGGCGACUGCGGCGGGCUCCUCCAGUGCCAGGCCUAUGGCGUGUCCCCGAACACGCUGGCCGAGUUCGCCCUGAACCAGUACAUGAACAUGGACUUCAUCGACAUGUCCCUCAUCGAGGGGUUCAACGUCCCGAUGGAGUUCAGCUCGACCUCCGGUGGGUGCAACCGGGUGAUCAAGUGCACGGCCGACAUCAUAGGGCAGUGCCCAGCUGCACUGAAGGUCACGGGCGGGUGCAACGGGCCGUGCCCGAUUUUCAAGACGGACCAGUAUUGUUGCAAUUCCGGCAGUUGUGGGCCGACUGAUUAUUCCAGGUACUUCAAAGAUAGGUGUCCGGAUGCUUAUAGUUACCCCAAGGAUGAUGCUACCAGUGUUUUCACCUGCCCCGGAGGGACAAAUUAUAAGGUUGUCUUCUGUCCUUGAAGACAUAUGACUAAUAAGAACUUCAUCCUUACACGAUGAGCGAAGUUCCAAGACAAAUAAAACCCGUUAUGUACCUUGUAACAGAUGCAUAA